Molecule: messenger RNA, 3654 nt
Organism: Trametes versicolor FP-101664 SS1
Lineage: Eukaryota; Fungi; Basidiomycota; Agaricomycetes; Polyporales; Polyporaceae
Exons: 4
Coding region: 1-3654 (1217 amino acids)
Molecular function (GO): protein binding
Source: RefSeq, a predicted model, not a curated record
AUGCUUCCUAAGGUCGCCAACCAGCUUUUCCACCACACCUCCCGUGCCGUCGUCUCCAUCCAGAACCAGACUGGCCAUACUCUCCGCAAUGUCCUUCAGCUCCAGUCCUCCGGUCCUAGCACCGCAGUCACUGGAUGGGGCUCAUCCGUGUCCGGCGGGAGUGCUCAUAGCGGCCCUGGCCCGUCCAAGUUUCACACUAGCAGUCGGUUGCACACCACUCCCACCGGUUCUCCUUUGUCCGCAACUCAGGUCAGGGAACGCGUAGAGAAGCUCAGCGCCUUCCGCGCUCCUUCCCAGCAUCGUUCACAGAACCUCAUAGGCGAUGCGUCUUCGGACGCAUCCCAGCUCGUGCGUUCUGGGUUUGGUACCUACGCAACCCUCAUUAGCACUCUCACGGACCGCGACUUCGAGAAUCACGAGGCGGUCCGUCGUGCAGAAGCUCGUCUGAAGAGGCGUCGUCGUGCUGCCCUCAACGAGAGCGCCGAGGAAGAGGAACAGCGUAUCGCCAGUCUACGCGGCGAUUCUCACUUCGCGUCUGCCUUCGCUCUCUUCCAGACUGCCGCCGUCAACCCGAACUCCAAGUUUCCGCUGCACAUAUACAACAAACUCCUCCGUUCUUGUGUCAUCCACUCCAACGCGGACGCUGCCUUGACCGUGUACGCCCACCUGGAGAAGCGCUCAGAUAUCGUUCCCGAUGCACAAACCUUCAUCAGCCUGAUCGCUACUUUCGCUAGUAGCAAGGAUGCGCGUGGAGCGGAGAGCAUGUUCGGGAAGUUCAAGGAGGCGUCACGUCUGGACUCCAUCGAGUGGUCUUUCGAUGCCCUGCGCAGCGAUGCGUCCGCACACGUGCCCCUGUACUCUCAGCGCGCUUCUCAGACGGCCGUUUGGAACGAGAUGCUUGCGGCCUACUUCCGGUGCGGGCAGCCCUCGGAUGCGCUUGGCCUCCUAGAGCAAAUGAUGGACACCCCAUCCGGCGAUGUGCUCAAGGCAACGGACGUGCCCCCUCCUUCGUCGUCCACCUUCUCCCGUGCGAUCACUGGCUUCUGCCAGCUUGGCGAUGUUCCGACUGCGCUGUCCUGGUUCGAGCGGAUGGUCCAGCAACAGGACCCGGCGAGCACUGAUCCCUUCGAACCCAUCCACGUCCCUCGUCGUCCCGACCAAGGUGCUUGGACUGUGAUGCUCGACGCGUUGGCUGACGAGGGCAUGGUCGCGGAGCUCAACCGGCUCUUCGUGCGCUGGCUCCAGGUCGCUCCAGAAGAUGGGAUCGCUGUCCUGAGCGACCACCGGGACUCGGUACUCGCGGCCAACCUGCGCUUCAUCGACACGCGCGCGGAUUUGGGAACGGCGAAGGCACUGGAACUCCUAGACUUCCUCUCGGACCAUGUUCUCCCAUGGGACACCAACAACGUUCACUUCACCUUCCAGCGGGAAACUUCCCGUGUCCUCUGCGAGCGGUUGGUUAUGCAGUAUUGGAAACGUCAAUCCCCGGGACAUGCUCUGGACCUAGCGGAACGGAUCGCGUCACGGCAACUUCAAGUUCUCCAUCAAGGUCAGGCCCAGGAGACGUUCGAUUCAUCCAAGACCCAGUGGAGGAUAGAGGGCACGCGUCGCUUCGUUGUCGAUUUGGUCACUAACAUGCUGAAGUCGACGACCUCGAUCUCGCUGACCCACCUUCUCCGGCUCUCGGCCAUGCUCUCGGAUGUCGGCGCCCUGCACUCUGCGUCGUUCAGUGAGGCUUGCUUGAACGCGUAUGCGCUCCAGAGGAACAGUCCGACACUCGCCCUUUCCGCUAGGGAGUGGGAGGCGCUGCUCGAGGUCAUCCUUGCGGGCGACGUCGACUCUGCGGCAUCGCUGAACACUCUGGUCGACGAUCUUCUCCAGCACUCUGUGGACAUCACGCAGUUCAGCGAGCAUGCGAAGGGUCAACUUGUCCGCGGUCUGUCUUCGAGCGACUUGAACUCCGUGCGUCUCCUUGCUCAGCUUGGCGAACCGUUUUCAUCGCGCCUUGCCGAGCUUGAGCAGGUCCAGCAGUCACCUUCUCUCACCUCUGCCAACUCGUUCGAGACACCCUCUUCAUGGGACGAAACCCCUGCCACCCCCGUGUCCUCCGUCAACCCGUACUCCUCUGCCCGGAUCGACAGCGCGCACAGUCACCUCGUUGGAGAGUUCUUCCCUGGUGGUAACCGCUCUGCCGUCCUCACGGCUUACCGGAGAUUCCAGGACGGCUCAGAGAACGGCAUCUACCCCCGGCCUAUCGUCAUCGCUCGCUUGAUCAGUGCUCUCGGCCGCCUGGGCGAGAUGGAAAAAAUCCGGGAGCUCUACAACACUGCGCAGAAUGUCCUGGGCUCGCUGGAGAACCCGAAACAAUGGCAGACGUCGGGCUGGUUCCUUGUCGAGGACCACAUGAUCAUCGGUCUCGCUCACGCCGGCGACGUCGAGGCGGCUCACGUCCACCGACAACGCGUCAUCCAGCAGGGCGGCGUUCCCUCCGCGGACGCGUACGGCGCGCUCAUCCUCAACGUCAAGGACACCACGGACGACACCUCGAACGCCAUGGCGCUCUACCAGGAGUCGCAGGCGUACGGCGUCGUCCCGAACAUCUUCCUGUACAACACGGUCAUCUCCAAGCUCGCGAAGGCGCGCAAGGCAGACUUUGCGCUGCACCUCUUCCAGGACAUGAAGGCGCGCAACGUGCAGCCGACGUCGGUCACGUACGGCGCGGUCAUCGCUGCAUGCUGCCGUGUCGGCGAUGCUGCGUCCGCGGAGCUGUUGUUCCAGGAGAUGACGAGCGAGCCGACGUUCAAGCCCCGUGUUCCCCCGUACAACACGAUGAUGCAGCUGUACACGCACACGAAGCCGGAUCGUGAGCGCGUGUUGCACUACUACAACGCACUCCGGGAGGCCAACGUGCAGCCCACGGCGCACACGUACAAGCUCCUCAUCGACGCAUACGGUUGCAUUGAGCCUAUCGAUAUCCCUGCGAUGGAGAAGACCUUCCUCGAGCUCGUCGCCGACCGCAACGUCUCCGUGCAGGGCACCCACUGGGCGGCGCUCAUCAACGCCUGGGGCUGCGUGCAGAAGGACCUCGACCAGGUGCUCUCCGUCUUCGACUCCAUCGCCACGCACUCCACGACGAACCCCCGCGGCGCACCCAUGCCCGACGCCGUCGUCUACGAGGCGCUCAUCAACUCGCUCGUUACGCUUCGCCGCAUGGACCUCGCGCCGGAGUACCUCGAGCGCUUCCAGGCGAGCGGCGUGCACAUGACGGCGUACAUUGCGAACCUGCUCAUCAAGGGAUAUGCGUCCGCGGGCGAGAUCGAGCGCUCCCGGGAGAUUUUCGAGUCCCUCCAGGACCCCCAGGAGGGCGUCGCAGCCCCGCACAACCACGCACCCCAUCAAAACAAGCCGCACCCUACUUCCCCGGUUCCCGCCAACGCUCCUGUAUUCCGCGAACCUUCAACAUGGGAAGCCAUGGUCCGCGCCGAGCUCGGUAACGGCGAACGCGACCGCGCAGUCGCUCUUCUGCAGCGGUUACAAGCCCGUAUGUUCCCUCCUGCCGUCUACCAGCGGAUCAGCGGGAUCAUGCUCGACGAGUCCGUCUCCCCCUGGGCGUCGACGGACGCUGCCGCGCCCCCGAGCCCCAGCCUCCCAUGA